Messenger RNA from Herpailurus yagouaroundi (jaguarundi), 1583 nucleotides. RefSeq names its product solute carrier family 67 member 1 (gene SLC67A1). Gene Ontology annotation, biological process: transmembrane transport. Gene Ontology annotation, molecular function: transmembrane transporter activity. Bases 29 to 1528 code for a protein of 499 amino acids. Lineage: Eukaryota; Metazoa; Chordata; Mammalia; Carnivora; Felidae. The record is from RefSeq and is a predicted model, not a curated record. Gene Ontology annotation, cellular component: nuclear envelope. The transcript is spliced from 11 exons.
CCAGGCUCUCCCGCCGCACCUGCCCAGGAUGCAGGGAGCCGGAGCCCCCAGGCGCCGGGGCCCCUACUCCAGGGAGAUAGGCGCUCUGGGCCGUCCCGGGGUCAUACUACUCACCUAUGCGCUGGUGACCCUGGGGCUCACCUGCCUCUUCAUGCGGUUUGCCAUCAUGCCGUACCUGACCCGGAGGCUGGGCCUGGACUCCGUCGCCUUCGGCCACCUGCAGACCACCUUUGGCGCGCUUCAGCUGCUGGGCGGGCCCGUGUUGGGCAGAGGGGAUUGUCCUGGCAAGGCUGUCGUGGCUGGAAACGUCCAGCAUUGCCGAGCUGGGGGUCCCACCAGCGACGCCCCUGGACCCCCACUCCUCCACCGGCCUCAGCGCUGCUGGGGCGUUGGGCUCAGGGACAUGAGGGCAGACGUCAUCCUCCCGCAAACCCUGGGGUGGAGAUCCACGUGGCAGGCGUCAGAUCUUCGGGGGAACUGUCCAGAAAAGGGGCUCCAGAGGCGGUUCGCCGACCGGCGCGGGGCCCGCGCCGCGUUCACGCUCACCUUCCUGGCGUCCUCUGCCUUCUAUCUGCUCCUGGCGGCCGCCUGCAGCCCGGCCCUGCCCGGCGUGGCCUUGCUCUACGCCACGCCCUUGCCUGUCGCGUUCAUGCAGGGGAUGCCAGUCGCGCAGAUGACCAUCGCGGACCUGUCUGAGCCCCAGGAGCUGCCCGCGGCCCUGGGCCGCCUCGGCCUGUGUUUCGGGGUCGGCAUGAUCUUUGGCUCACUGCUCGGCGGGACCCUGAGCGCCACGUGCGGGAUGCAGUGCCCCGCGACUGUGGCUCUGGUGGCCAACCUCGUGGGAGCCGUCCUCAGCUUCACCUUUAUCCCCGUUAGCACGAAAGGGGCCAGUGCCCACGACCGGGCGGUCCCCGCAGGCGGACCCCAGGCCAAUGUGUUUGACCUGAAGGCCAUCACCCGCCUGUUGCUGCAAUCGGGAGUCCUGCCCGUGUUCCUCAUCAAGGUGGCGUCCAGCCUCCCCUUCGGGCUCUUCAUGGUCAUGUUCCCCAUCGUCUCCAUGGACUUCUUCCAGCUGGAUGCCGCCCAGGCCGGCUACCUCAUGUCCUUCUUCGGGCUUCUCCAGAUGAUCAUUCAGGGCCUGGUCAUCGGGCGGCUCAGCCGUCGCUUCUCGGAGAGGGCGCUGCUCCGGGCCAGCGUGCUGGGCUUCGUCCUGGUGGGACUGGCCAUGGCACUGAUGUCCGACGUCCUCCACUUCUGCCUCCUGAUGCCUGGCCUGGUCUUCAGCCUGUGUGCCCUCAACGUGGUCACCGACAGCAUGCUGACCAAGGCCGUGUCAGCCGCAGACACGGGGACCAUGCUGGGCCUCUGUGCCACCGUGCAGCCAUUGACUCAGACCCUGGGGCCCACCCUGGGCGGCCUCCUGUACCGCAGCUUUGGGGUCCCCGUCUUCGGCCACGUGCAGUUUGCCAUCAACCUCCUUGUCCUCCUCGUGCUCUGGAGACAGCCUGUGCCCCGGAAGAAGGACUGAGUCCGGUGACCAGUGGCCCCAGGGCACAGACUGGCAAUAAACUCUUCCAGCCUGA